Effrenium voratum is the source of this 2457-nucleotide messenger RNA. The record is from the annotation of a GenBank genome assembly. NCBI's taxonomy places the organism in Eukaryota, Dinophyceae, Suessiales, Symbiodiniaceae.
AUGGUGUUGGCAAUUCUGCGCCUCCUUUUCCUUGCAUGUGUACUGCCCCAGCUUGCCGCGCGAACGCUAUAUCAUGGCACGUCCUUAGCAAACUGCGACAGGAUUCGCAUGGGCGGCUUCAUUCCUAGUCUGGCAACAGGCCCCAGCCAUACUUGCCACGGUGAAGGUAUUUACUUCACGCCAGAGAAGGCUUUUGCUCUGGGUUUUGCCCGACGUGCUGCCGGCAGUGUUCAUGAUCUUUGCCUGAUCUCGUUUGAGUUUGACGAGUCAGUUGGCGCAAUCGCGUCUCUUCCAUCCAGCUCCACGUUCAAGUUUGACGCUCCUGUUGACUUCACCAGGUCACACAAAGGCCAAGAGUACAUCUUCAAACAUCAAGGGAUGACGAAAAUGACUGGAAGCAGCGUGUCUUUCACUCAAGUGGACCGCGAUGGCAGUCGCGUGACAAGUUCACAGUACGGUUCAUUGAAGAUUGGCCCAACCAUGUUCUACGACCUGGAUGGACGGGCACAUGCCAGAAGCGCAAGUGCCUGGCUUAGCAAGGGCGAGCAUCGCUACAUGCAAGACACAGCCUUACAGCAUUUCUCAUCUCUGGAGUUGCUGAAGGAUCCAACGUACCAUCUCUUCAACGUGGUGACAGGGGCCCUACGGGCCGUCCUGGACUGUGACGCGCUGGACUCAGAUUGCGCGGCCGAGCUGCUGGAAGGUGCUCUGGUGAGCACGUCGCGGGGUGCGGGGGCGCUGGCCGGAGGGGCACUCGGAGGUGUGGCUGGAGCUGUGGGCGGUGGUUAUGCUGCCAGUGCGUUGAUGGUGGCGACUGGCAUUGUGAGUCCCUGGCUAGUGCCGGUCUCAAUAGCAGCAGGUGGUUGGGGUGGCCGGGCCCUUGGGCAAAGUAUGGUCGCUGAGCUGGCUGCCUCAGUAGCACAAUGGAUUUCGGAGCACACGCUGCGACGAUUCAUCGGCUUUCUGCAGCAGCUUGCUGGCUGGGACGGGCAGCACGCGGCAGUGCAGGAGUUAGGCAUCGCUUGGUCAUCUCGAGCAUCCUGUGGGAAAAUCCGCGAGCAGCGUCGUCGGCUACUGCAGAGGCAUCAUCCUGACAUUUGCCACACGGAGGUUUGCAAAGAGAAAUCGCUCCGGAUCAAUGCUGCUUAUGACAAGCUGAGCAAGGGUUGUGUGGAUGACUCCUUUGCUAAGGUUUAUUUUCGAAGUCAGGCCAGCGACCCAGAUGUUCGCUGGUGCAGGUACAAGUGGCAGACACCAGAUCUGCACUGCAAGCUCUUCGCCAAGAUCCCGUUUCCUUACAGCGGAGCAACGACCAAUGACCGUCUGAGCAGCUCUGUGAACAAGCAGCCCAUGGAUUUCUUCGAGGUCAACGCGUAUCGCCUCUUCGAGGCCUCCAUGCCGGUCAAGAUCCCCAAGUACUACUUUGGGGACAUCAGCAACGAGUCGACCAACUUCAUCCUGAUCACCGAGUGCAUCCCAUUUGCUGGCUACCCGCCCCUGCCCGCCUUUAAGAUCGAGGGGCCCUACGUGAAGUGCAAGGACUUUGAGAUGGCCGGCAGCGAGAAGGAGCACUACUUGCUGCUGAUGCAAGUCCACGGCCGCAUUGGGGCCGCCGCAAAGCGGGGUGACCUCGGCAGCGAGGAGUUGCUGGCGACGCAGCUGUCGCGACCGAACCUCCAGGCGCUGACCGUUUCGGCGGAGGCUGCCACUGGAGGUCACCCGAAGGUCUGCGCCACCGGCUUGCGGGGCGCCAUCAAGUUUUUCGCCGCCACUGCCCAGGUGCUGUAUCCGGAGUUCGUGAUGGAGGACGCUUUUCAGGAGAAAUUCUUCCGGACGAUGAUGACUCUUAAUGCUUACGCCAGGGAAAUUUCCUUGUGGAAGAGCUCCGACGCGGACUACGUGGCUCUCGGGCAUUUGAACCUGAAUGUCGAUAAUGCCUUUUUCUGGAGAGACGGCGAAGGCGGCCUAGACUGCGGCAUCUUCGACCUUGGAGGCUUCGGGGCCGCGCCCAUGCACCACCGCAUCUGGUGGGGGUUGAACUGCGCGGAGUUCCCCAUGAUCCGCCAGCACCUGGAGGAGUUUUUGACGGUCUUCAUAGAGACCUAUGAGUCCCAGGGCGGACCAAAGCUGGACUUCGAUCAAUUGAAAGCUGGAGUGAUCCUUACUGCCCUCGAGAACAUGUCGUACAUGGUGGCAUCCAUCCCUAACUGCCUGAAAAUGUGCGGGACGAAAGAGUGGCCGACGAUCAAGGACCGACAUGAUCCCCGGAUCGCAGAUGACGUGGGCGGCAAAAGCACGCUGCGGACCACGCUUUUGGUGCUCUACAACGGGCUGUGCGUCCUGGAGGAGUUCCAAGCGGAUCAAGUGCUUGCAAAGUGGAUUCAGGACACCUUUGUGGGCUCUUGGGGUCUUGCAGCCAAGAGCGAUGACGUCAUUUUCGCGGGUGAGUCCAGAUGA